This is a messenger RNA of Dacryopinax primogenitus, 1356 nucleotides long. Its product is annotated as alpha/beta-hydrolase. The transcript is spliced from 4 exons. Gene Ontology annotation, molecular function: serine-type endopeptidase activity. NCBI's taxonomy places the organism in Eukaryota, Fungi, Basidiomycota, Dacrymycetes, Dacrymycetales, Dacrymycetaceae. The coding region runs from base 1 to 1356 and encodes 451 amino acids. Gene Ontology annotation, biological process: proteolysis. The record is from RefSeq and is a predicted model, not a curated record.
AUGGACCUGAAUGGAAGUGAAAAUUUCCAGCUCUGGAGGUAUUGGGAGGAUAAUUUCCUUGACGGAAAACUCGAGAAAAUUGAGACCGAAAUCGACAACGCUCCCGGACGUGGUCGGGUUGAGUGGCUCACGAACGACGAAUUCAAGAACCAUUACCCUCUUGUGUCUGGCAACGGUACUGGGUCGGUGCUUGCCUUCAGCAGUACCCGAGCAAACGGUAAAGACAACAAGGUGUACACGAUUGACCUCUCCGUGGAAGGCUGGAAUCCAACUCUGGUCAGCAUGUCUCGCUGGAUCGUGGAUCUGAAGAACCCGAAUAACGAACCCCACGAACAACUUCUUCCAGGAAUUGAUAACAAUGCGGGAUUCGCCAUUCGUGAUGCCCAGUUCAGUCAGGUGAAGGGCAGCACGGAGAUUCUUGUGGCUUUGGAUGCCUAUGGCGAUUUCGUGAGUGUGGUCAUUUGUAAUCUCAGCUCCGGAGUCAUUCGGCAUAUCACCACACCAAAUCCCUCACUCUCGCCCAUUCAUCCUAUUCCGUGGGACGUGAAACUCGCCGCCGUUACCGCCCAUUUUGCUGUCCUACUGGCUAAUGCAGAUGGAUGGUGCGAGAUCUAUCGGUACGGCCUCUUGGAUUCCAAAGUAGAGAAGAUCACCAUGGAGGACCACGAGACGGAUAUGGUUGGGCCUGUCCGCCCCGUCCUUCAGGGGCAGGAAGACAACCGCGUAGUCAUCGAACAUAACUCUUCCCAUGUUGCUUUCAGCAUCUCUUUGCUUGACCUUUCACAGCCUGGUCAGCUGAAACUCGAACCCAUUCUUGCCUGUCAAUCAGCAUCACCUGGCUUCCGCACACAAGACCCAAUUCUCAUCAGAUUUGAGAGCUUUGAUGGAUUGUCUAUCCCAGCUUUGGUGUAUUAUCCCGCGAAUAUGCCGCCGACUGGCAAGAUGCCAGCCGUUAUAUGGAUACAUGGAGGCCUAGCUAUGCAGAUUCGACCUGGUUUCCGAAGGCCCGUAUUAUACUUACUGGAUCAGACAAAUGGUUUCACUAUAAAUGAGCUCGGUUGCGCUCUAAUCAUGCCUAAAGUGAGAGGCAGAGCGGGUUAUGGCAGAUCCUAUGUCAAACUAGACGAUGUCUACAAGAGGGAAGAUUCUGUCAAAGAUCUUGGGAGUCUGCUCGAGUACAUCAGCACGUCGAUGCCCAAGAUAGAUGCAACCAGAAUUGCAUUGAAUGGAGCCUCUUACGGAGGCUUCAUGGUACUUGCUGGUCUGGUCAAUUAUUCGCACUUGCUCCGUUGCGGCGUGGUGCAAUCUGGUAUUGGUAACUGGGUAACCUUCUUGGAGACAACGCAUCCUUCUUGA